Molecule: messenger RNA, 4506 nt
Organism: Paramecium tetraurelia
Lineage: Eukaryota; Ciliophora; Oligohymenophorea; Peniculida; Parameciidae
Exons: 6
Source: RefSeq, a predicted model, not a curated record
AUGAAGAGAGCAAUUCUGAUAUUAGCUGUGAUGUCAUCGGCAAUCUUAGCUUAAAAAUGCGACACAAUCAAUUAGCAUUACAAUGUGUACGCUACUGUUAAUGAAACAAAGGAAUGGGAUAUGCGAAAAUUUUUCUUCACGGGGGAGAAUUUGAAGUUCAAGAUUAACAAUGAUUGUCCCUACUUUGAAACAGUGGAUCCUCUGUCUGAAAUAGGAGAUCCAGUGCCUCAUGGUGAUCCUUCGAUUGGGACAAUAUAAAAUCUCAAGGCUUAUAGAUCCUUCGAUAAUGGAGCAUGGUUGAACGACUUUGUGUUUUUAGAAUAAAACAAGACAGACAUUGACGUAUUCUACGCACUUGGUGAUCCUUAAAAAAUGGAUUAGGUCCCUAGAUUCCAUGCUUAGGUGAAUGUCAGAAAUACAACAGUGUCCUUUGUAUGCCACGAUUUGGAUUUUUUGACUAACUAUUUGAUAGUCAUAGAUUGUCAAUAGCCAGAUUUGGAUGACCCAGCCAAUUUGGGAUGGCAUAAUGGAUUUAUCGUGGUUGAUUUACAAGAUUCAUAGCACUACGAUCUCUCACCAAAUGAGCAUCCAAAAGGAUAUCUUUAUAAUUAUACCGAAGACAGAAAGAUAGCGUUUCAUAAUUUCAGUUUUUCAACAUCUGAAUAGGAUAUGGAUGGAGGUUUGGAAGCUGACAAGAUAUCAUUAUUGUUCAGAGCAGAGCCUGCAUGGGCAACUGACUUUGCCGAUUUGGGUAAUGACAAGUUGGAUGAUGAUUGUGAAUUGGAAGUUUAUAAAUAUAGUAACAAGAAAUUUUCUUAAACUCCUGUGGCAUAUUUGACCAAGAUUGAAUUGGCUGGAUUAUUGGGUACUGACGUAACAAAAUAAAAAUUUUCAAUUAUGGAUUUCCAACUUGAACCAAAUGGUGACAUCUACGUAUUGGAUGGUGAAAGCGGUGUUUAUGUUUUGCAAUUCACAUCUUAAUCAUUGGAAUGGAAGUUAAAGGAACAUAUCUCUUUCCCUUACAUAACAAAGAGUUAUGGAUUCGAUUUCAAUUAUUUGAUUAAUAAUGACGGAUCAAUAACCAGACACAUGGUUUUAGUUUUCAAAGAUAAAGCAAACUUUUAUGAAAAUGGAGUUAUGAAGUUUGGUAUCAAAUUACCAGAGAAUGCAAGUUAUGGAAGAGUUUAAGUGUAAAUGAGUCAAUAUUUCUUAAUUUUGAAAUUGGACACUGUAGUACAUGUUUAUCAUUCUGACGAUGGAUCCAAAUUGUACACUUAUACUAAUGAUUUGUUCGAUCAAUUGAUUAUCAAUCCAUAUGAGCCAGAUUUGUUGGGAGUCAAUAAAAAUUCUGCACACAGAUUCUUAGUUUCUAAUGGAUACUUGAGAUUGAAGAAAUAAGACAGUACAAAUGAUGGAACCAAGACCUACACUCUAGAUGCUAUUUCAUUGGAUGAUACCUCUUAGAAAUGCUCAGUCACACUAAAUGUGAGAGUCUUGAAGAAGGAUGACAGUUAAAUCUAUGAACAAAGCAACCAUCCUUUCCCAUAAACAUUGAAAGUCCCCACAGAUCCGAUUGGAAUUGACUUGAUUGCCUCUGGUCCAAACCUUUAAUAUUCAUCUUUGGCCACUUUGGAACACCCAGAAUUGGGAGCCUCUAAAAUCAUUGUGACCAUCAAAUCUGCUUGGAACUUGUAAUUGAAUGGAAUCAGACUUCCAGAUGCUAAGGAAGUUAUCUAUUCGGACAUUCUUGUUACUGAUAGUUCUGAAUAAUUCUAUUUGUUGGUAUAGAUACCCACAAAGAUCAUCUAUGUCUACAAAUGCACCCAUUCUCUUGCAGAUCAUGAGAAUGCUCAUUGUAGUGAUUUUGAUACUUUUUCUUUGGGAGUUCAAAUUGAUAAGAAGAAGCACUCGUUCUACUGGUGGAUCUUCAUCAAUUAAAUUUCUUAUAUGUAUUAAGAUACUGAUUACUCAAUUCAAAUCUAUACAAGUACUGGAGGUUAAGUGAAAAAAGUUGGUGAGGUGGUUGUUGAUAGUACUGACCCAUUAAAUAAAUUUACAUCAGUUACUAUGGUUAGAAGCGCAAUUUAUUGUGUUUAGGAAGACAGAAAAACAGUCUAGAUUUAUGAUGCCACUAUACCAUUUAGAAAGAUUUAUGAAAUCAACUCUUCUGUUCUCUCUGAAUACAAGAUAGAAGGAUAUUUCACACCUAAAAGAGUCUUCAGUAACAAGAAAGCAAGAGCACAACUCGUAUUCAUUCAAUCUUUAAAUCAUUUAUACGUUGGAGAAUUCACAAAUCAAAAGAGUUUCUCAACUUUCAUCCUCUUCAAGCAAAUCAGUAUUAUUGCAGCAUCAGAAGUGGAAGUUGCCAUUGGUCAACAUCAUUUCUUUGUGGUUUAACAAUUGGAGGACUAAGAGUUGAUUGAAGAAUACAAUUAUUAACAUAUCCAAAGAAUCUACAAAACCAAGAAUUUGCCCUUCUUCAAUUACAAGAUGCAAAAACCCUUAACAGUUGAUUACUCAUCGUAAACAGGUUGGUUAUUUGUUAGAGCAACUGACGGAAAGGAAACUGUUGUCUUGGUCUAUGAACCAGGAGUUGUUUCUCACAUUUGUUUACACAAAGUAUUAGAAACCAAAGCCAUGGACUUCGACAAAAAGACUUUUGAUAUGGCAGUUGAUGGUGGCAAAUAGAUGUUUUCCUAUUUCAAUAACAAUACAAUCCAUAGAGUCGUAAGCAUUUUGGCUGAUGCUGAAUUAUACAUCACUCCAGAAUUAGAAACCCAACAAUACGUUAAUGAUCUAACCACAGGAGUACAAGUUUCUAACUAUCCUGGAAACACACCCUUGAAUUUAGUGUCAAAAGUUACAGUCCUUAACACUUAAAGUGACAUUAUCAUCAAAUAAUCUGUAUUGACCUCCAAGAAGAAGGUCUUCAAAUUUACCAAGUAAGCUUAAUAGUAAAUUAUUGAUAUGGGAUCAGAUUGGUAUUAUGGACAACAAACAUAAAUUAUUGUUAGAUGUGAAACAUGUAAAGGUGAUUUGAAGGUGAGGAACAACAUUUACAGAGUUUUGGAUGGAGCAGAUAUGCCUUUCGAUAUUUCUGAUGGUGUCUAAUUUGGUACAGCUGGUUAAGUAUAUCAAACUAGAGAUGCCUUGAUCUUCCAAGAUGCUGCUGGUAAAUUCAAACAGAAAAAGGAAAUUCAAGAUAGAUCCGUCAAUUGUGAAUUAGUGACUGUUUCAGCAGACAACAGUUUUAUAUUGUCAUCCUACACAACCAUUAAAAAUGAAGCUGGUAUCUUUAUUAACUAAUGCACAAACUUGGAGAAUUGCUAACAAUUCAAACAAGGUUCACAAGCCAUUGGAGGAGCCAAGAAGAUCUCAAAGGUUCUUAUGCCUGAUAACAAGAAUAUCAUUAUUUUGAAUACUGAUCCAGAAAACUUUGGAUCUACUGAUAGUUUCAUUAUUGUCACCGCUUUGGAUUAUGAUCAAUCAAAAUUCACCAUUUCAAAUAAAUUCACUAUCAAUGAUCAAUAUGUCGGAAGUAAACUCUUAUAAAUUGGAGAUUUUGAUGUCAUCAAAUAUUAAAUCAACAGUGUUAAUUACAAUACUAUCGUCUUCACAGAUAUCAACAAUGGUCUUUACUUUGCUCAUUUUGCAUAUGAUGCCUAAGGUGUGUACUCUAAGACCAUCAAUGAAUAAGUCAAAUUGAGAACAUUCACAAACGAUCAAUAUCACAUUGCAGAUGAUGCCUUAUUCUUAUAAGUCAAAGUUUUGAGCAGUCAAAUUAGUGGAACCACUCUCUAAAUCAAUUUACUUGUCACAACCAGUAACUCAGCUCAUUAUUCCUUUGGAUUCGAUCUUGAUGCAUCUAAACCAACCUCUGGAUUGCCUGUCAUCAAAACCAAUACAGUUUUGAAUUACGUCUUGACUCCAUAUGGAACUUGGAAGGCAAUCGACAAAUCAGCCUAUGUUAAUGGAUUUCUCGCCAUUCCUUAUAGUAAUGAUAAGGAAGUUGUUAUUGGUGUUUAUAGCAUUCCUAGCGACAGACCAGGCAUUGUUAAAACUAUUUCAUUCACUCAUGGAAUCUCAGCUGAUUAUCACAAGGCUUUACCCAUUGAUUUUGCUUUGCUUUUAACUAAGGAUGCUUCAGCCAAAUAUCCUAAUUUAUACACAAAUAUCAAUUAUGAUGCUUUGUCUGAUGAGUAUUUAAUCGAAAAGUAUGAGAUGAGAGCUGAUCCUCAAUUGAUCCUAACCAAUUCAGCUGCCUAUACUGAAUAAGUGGAAUUCAAACUCUAUUUGCAUAAUAACUUUGCUGAUGUUUCUUCAAUGGCUUACUUAUCAACCACAGAACCAAACCCACCCCCCAAUCCUGAUGAUGGUGAUGGAGGAAGCUCAAGCUGGUGGUGGAUCACUUUAAUUGUUAUUUUCGGCGUUGCCAUUUUGGGAGUUGGAGGCUGGUUUGCCUAUUAGAAGUUUGGUAGAAGGGGAGUUGACCCUCUUUUGGGAUGA